GUUUUUAUUCGGGCUUCAUUCUCGCUCUGAAAACGCCAAAUACGCUUUCAAACCAAAAUGGAGGAUUUGUCGGUCGAGGUGUACGGUGAAAAUGGUGCUUAUUAUAAGGCCACUGUCACCGACGUGCUCGACAACGAAGUUCUCGUAGCUUUCGAAAAUGACUGGCAGCCAGAGUCCAAAUUUCCAUUUUCACAAGUAUUUUUACCGCCCAAGGAUGCGGGGAAGACGACAGAAUUCGUGGAAUUCCAGGAAGUGGAAGUUUUCGCCAGAUCAAAUGAGAAGGAACCAUGUGGGUGGUGGACAGCCAAUAUUAAGAUGAUAAGGGGAGAGUUUUUAGUAAUAGAGUAUACAGAAUGGGACAACUGCUACACAGAGAUCGUGCCCAAGGACCGACUCAGGGUGAAGACCACUAAGACACCUAUUGACAAGAACACCUUUCAUAAAUUUGAGAUCAAAGUUCCCGAAGACCUGAAGGACUACGUGCAUGAGAUCCAUGCGGCGAAGGUUGAGAACGCGCACAAGGAGUUCCAGCGGGCGAUCGGCGCGGCCGCGGUGUGGUACGUGCCCGAGCGCGGCGCCCUCGCCAUCAUCUCCCGGUGCGAGACCAGCCAGAAGCGUGCGCAGAUGCUGCACGAGAUGCACUUCCGGAAUCUAGGCCAAAAGUUAUUACUUCUUAAAAAAACUGAGGAAGCGGCGAAACAAUUGGAGUCUACGAAAAUUCACAGUCAAGGCGGAUACACGGACGAGUUCAGCGUGCGCGAGGACCUGAUGGGUCUGGCUAUCGGCACGCACGGCGCCAACAUCCAGCAGGCGCGGAAGGUCAGCGGCAUCACCAACAUCGAGCUCGAGGAGAUGUCCUGCACCUUCAAGAUCUACGGAGAGUCGGCGGAGGCGGUACGGGAGGCGCGGUCGAUGCUGGAGUACGCGGAGGAGUCCAUCAAGGUGCCGCGCGCGCUCGUCGGCAAGGUCAUCGGCAAGAACGGCAAGGUCAUCCAAGAGAUCGUGGACAAGAGCGGCGUGGUCCGCGUGAAGGUGGAGGGCGACAACGAGCCGGCGCCCAGCGCGCCGCGCGAGGAGGGCAUGGUGCCCUUUGUGUUCGUGGGCACGCGAGAGAACAUCGCCAACGCCAAGGUGCUCGUCGAGUACCAUGUCGCACACCUCAAGGAAGUGGAGCAGCUGCGCGCGGAGAAGCUGGAAAUCGACAACCAGCUGCGGGCGGCGUCGGGCGGCUCCUCCUCCUCGUACCCCCCGCCCCGCGGCGCGCCUCCCACCCGCGCCAGACGCCCCCGACCGCCGCUAGGACGAUACCCGACAGGAGGACGACGACCAACCCCAGAGAUAGGCGAGGAAAGAGGAGACAACUCGUCGUAUCGCGGACGGGGUAGGCCGCCUCGUCCAAACAGGUCGAGUGAGCGGCGCGGCGAGGAACGACGCGUACCGCUGGAGAAUGGACGCGCGCACAUGCCGCGACCUCCGCGCGAGCACCGUGAGCCCCGGGAACCCCGCGAACAGCGGGAACCGCGCGAACAGCGGGAACCGCGCGAACAGCGGGAACCGCGCGAACAGCGGGAGCCGCGCGAACAGCGGGAGCAACGGGAACCGCGCGAGCCCCGGGAACAGCCAAGAGAUGCACGUGACGCGAGCGGGCGGCGGCGCGACGACCGGCGAAGGCAGACGGACGACGACAGCUCGCAGCUCGACAGCCACGACGUGUCGAGUGCCGACAGAGGCGGCGGGUGGAAGAACGGCGCGCACGCGGGCGGCGGCGGCGGCGGGGAGGGUGCGGCGGCGGGGGCAGGAGCGGUGACGGCGGCCGGCGGCAAGGGCCGGCGCGACAAGGCCAAGGGCGAGCCGCUGCUCAACGGCACCGCGUAGGGCGACCGGGCGGCGAGACCGCCACGACUUGUAUCGCUCGGCCCCCCGGGCCGGACCUACCUAGACUUACUCGUAUUAUGCUUUCGUAAGAGAUUCGUGAUUUGUACUCCUGAUUAUUCGAUAAUAUGAAAAUUCGAGAUGUGUACGUCGCUCCCCGGACGAUACUAGACCGCGGCCUUUCGGUACGUUUAUGGAGGACCGGACAUAGCGCAGAACAUACGUGUGCCGUAGCUUGUACUCUGUGGUUAUGUAGUUUCCUCUAAAAUAAACAUUUCUGUACAUAUUUUCAA
Messenger RNA from Aricia agestis (brown argus), 2165 nucleotides. It is a transcript of the gene Fmr1, whose product is annotated as fragile X mental retardation syndrome-related protein 1. Gene Ontology annotation, biological process: central nervous system development; anterograde axonal transport; positive regulation of translation. Gene Ontology annotation, molecular function: translation regulator activity; mRNA 3'-UTR binding; protein homodimerization activity. The transcript has 14 exons. Gene Ontology annotation, cellular component: axon; dendritic spine; neuronal ribonucleoprotein granule. The coding region runs from base 58 to 1875 and encodes 605 amino acids. The record is from RefSeq and is a predicted model, not a curated record. Lineage: Eukaryota; Metazoa; Arthropoda; Insecta; Lepidoptera; Lycaenidae.